Molecule: messenger RNA, 5528 nt
Organism: Coregonus clupeaformis (lake whitefish)
Lineage: Eukaryota; Metazoa; Chordata; Actinopteri; Salmoniformes; Salmonidae
Exons: 12
Coding region: 288-3572 (1094 amino acids)
Biological process (GO): positive regulation of transcription elongation by RNA polymerase II; snRNA transcription by RNA polymerase II
Cellular component (GO): transcription elongation factor complex; membrane
Molecular function (GO): cis-regulatory region sequence-specific DNA binding
Source: RefSeq, a predicted model, not a curated record
AACUGUAAGUCGCUCUGGAUAAGAGUGUCUACAAAUGAUUCAAAUUAAAAUGUAAAUAUUGGAUUAAUUGGUCAAAAUGUUAGUCAAUAUUAACAAUUAUUACAAGCGAAAAAAUACACAGCAUACAUAUUCAAAAAUGCUAAAUCCCUGUUACGGUAGGCCUAACCCUGUUUUGUUUUUUGUUCCUCUAUGAUUCACACAGUUCCUCUAUGACAAGAAAAUUAACUUAAUCUUUCUUCCAUCCUCAAUGAUUAACUAAGCCCACUUACUGUAUAGCAGCCCAUAGCAUGAAAAACUGGAGUAAAAUAUUCAAGAGAGGAGACAUUGAGAGUGUGGAUGGGAACUUCUCUUCGAAGAGAAACUCCUCGAACAAUGCCCCAGCAGAGCUAACACCUCAGAGGACAUUUGAGGACGACCUUUCAGAUGAUGCAAACUCCACUGCCCACUCAUCCAUCACUCCUCCACAUGUACAUGGAGAGGGUGAUGGCGGGGACGAGGGGACCCUAAAGGACAGGUUGAAAACCCUCCUCCCCCAAUCAUGGGGCAGUAUUCUCCACAAAUUGGGGAAAGGUGAUGCAGACUCUGAUCUGGGUUCCACUGGGGUCAAGAUUGUGCCCAAUGGUACCAGGGUGAGUCCACCUGUCAGCCCCAUAAUGGAGAGGAGGUACUGGGACACUCAGGACUCACUGGGGACCUCCAGCAAGAGUUCCCGUAGGCCCUUGUUGAGGGACAGUCCCAUAGACAGUGACCUACUCCAUUAUCUUCCAGAGGAAUCAGAGCUGACCAGUAUCCAUCCAGCUGAGUACUAUGCUGAGAAGGUGGAGGUCUACAAACUAAAGUACUCCUAUAUGAAAUCCUGGCCUGGAUUAUUGAGACUCCUGGCUGGGUUUGAGCUUCUCUUUGGGGGUAUGGUCCUCGCCUGUGUCUGUGCCUACAUCUAUAAGGACAGUGAGUGGUCAAACGCCUAUGGACUGUAUAACAACAGGCAUGGCACGUCGGGGUACUCCUAUAACGGACCCAUGACUCCAUUCGUGAUGGCGGUGGUUGGGGUGGCGUGGAUUAUAACCAUCCUCCUACUGGUGAUAGGGCUGACCAUGUACUACCGUACCAUUCUCCUGGACUCCCCCUGGUGGCCUCUCACAGAAGGCAUCAUCAACGUCGCCCUGUUCCUCCUCUACAUGGCGGCUGGUAUCGUGUACCUGAAUGACCUCAACCGUGGGGGGUUGUGUUACAUGACCAUAGGCAUUAACCCCAUAAUGUCCAGCCUGUGUCGGGUUGACGGGGGACAGAUGGCUGGCACGGCUUUCAUCUUCAUCAACAUGCUGAUGUACCUCAUCAGCUUCCUGGUGUGUCUGAAGAUGUGGAGGCAUGAGGCCACUCGCAGGGAGAUGGAGUUCUUUGAGAACCAGGAGCAUCUGAGGCCCAUCUCAGGAGCAUCCGUGGCCCAGACCAAACCUCCUAAUCCCCAGACCAAGAGGAUUGUGUUUGAGGAUGAGAUGGACAGCUCAGUGAGGGCGACCAAACGCCAGCACCUCACAGAGUUCCAGCAGGAGGAGCCAGGCAGCCGGAACAGAGCCAACCCCACAGGGUACGCCCAGAAGCCCAGAGUCAUCACAGACUAUGUCAUUAAAUAUCCAGAAAUCUUCUCUAUGGAAGAAAGGGAAAAAUACAAAGCUGUUUUUAAUGACCAGUAUCAGGAGUACAAGGACCUUCACAAAGAUAUCAGUGCCACCUUCAUGAAGUUCAGAGAGCUGGAUGCCAUGAUGGGCAAACUCCUCAAAGAUGGCAAUCGUCAUGAGGAGCAGAAGAGAAUCAAGCGGAUUUUGAAGAAGUACGAGCAAAAAAAAUUUAACCCUGCCUUCCUGGAGAAGAAGGGACGAUGUGACUAUCUGAAAGCUAAAUUAAGCCACAUCAAGAACAGGAUCCGCAAUUUCGACCAGGGCACCUUGGCAAAGGGUCGGACCAUCAUGUAUGAGCCGCGGCACUAUGACAGCCCACCCAUCUAUAGCCCUCCCUACACUGCUACCUCCAAUGGAUUCUACACCCACAGAAGUGUGCACUCCCCAAGGAGCAACUUUGACCCCUACCCUCCUCCCCCUGACUCAUUCUAUAUGGAAGAUAGGCCUCAGCACUUCUACAAAUGGUUCUCUGCUCCUGGGCUUGUCAAAACCAUGGAGGGAGCCACAGUCAUCUUGUGUUUCCUCAUUUUUGCCUGUGUUGCCUCCACGUUGGUCUGGGAUAUGCACGGAGCAGGAAUAGGAAUGAGGGGCUAUGGAACUGGGUCAAUGGGGAUUGGCAGUGGCUACUAUGGAGGCAGCUACGGCUAUUCCAGCUCCUACAUGACCCCCUAUUCGGCCAAGUCGGCCAUGAUAUCCAUGGCAGCCAUUAACUUCCUGGUUUCUCUGGGCUUCCUUGUGGGGAGUUUUUCUCGGUCGCCUGCCAUGCGUGGUCGGAGGUUUUACCUGACAGUGCUAGUCUGUGACGUGGUCCUGGCAGUGCUGCAGGGCAUCAUUGACAUUGUGUUUGUGAUCGGUGUCAACCCCAUGUCACAGAGCUCUCAGAGCAUGCUCUAUAACCCCAUGCUGAUGAUGUGCCAGAACAUGCAGGGAAGCCCCAGUCUGAGUGGGAGUGUGGGAGCGGGGUUCCCUGGGGGUUUCCCUAUGUACAACCAGUAUCUCCAACACUACUGCUACAUGGACCCUGAGGAGGCUGUGGCGUUGGUGCUUGGGUUCUUAGUAGUGGUGGUGCUGUUUGUAGCUGCAUACUACGCCUACAAAACCCGCAGUAAGAUCUGGCGCCAUGGCAAACCCAACAUGAUCUGGGACCGACCUCUGCUCAGACCACCUGAACGAAAUGAUGUACAGGACUGGGUGGACUAUGUUGCAGAGGGGCAGAGCACUCAGCGGGCCCCUACUGUAAUCUUAUCAGAGAAGGCCGUCCCUGACCUCAGGACAGAGAACAGUGUUGCCUCAGACGGAGACGGAACAGUCAGCAUCUACAGUGAGGAGACCUACAAUGGCAAUGUUUACUAUGACAACACCAAUGGGCGUGUGCCUGAGCCCCUGUACCAGAACACCAGGGUCAGCUCCAGCCCCUCUGUGGAGGCAGAGAGCCUGAAGAAGACCUCCAUUCACAGGGAGAGGGAACGGGAUCCUACCCCCCCUUCCCAGGAGGAGACCCAGUGUGAGACAGGCUACACAACUGGUGGGGAUACUGGUAACGAACUGGACCAAGACCAAAGUGACCACUUGCAUAGUAUGUACCCUGAGAUAACAUCAGACAGGCAACGGCGGCAGUAUAAGAAAGAGUUUGACUCCGACCUGGCGAGCUACAAGCGUGUGUGUGCCGAGAUGGAUGACAUCAGUGAACAGAUGCACAAGCUGAGCCGAGAGCUGGACACCCUGGAGGAGCGGACGAUGAAGUACCAGGGAGUGGCUGAUGAAUAUAACCGUAUCAAGGACUUGAAGCGGACACCAGACUAUCAGGCCAAGAAGCAGCAGAGCAAAGAGUUGAGACAGAAACUAUUCCACAUCAAGCGCCUAGUGAAGAACUAUGACAAUAGCCUUUGUUGAAGCAGCCUGGGUCUGCUGUACCAUCCAUAACUACUCCACACAGCUGAAUAUAUGGUACCAGGCCAGCAGUUCUUGACAAAAGACACCAACACAUGCUCUUAUGGGAUAUUGUUUGAUGGUGAACAAUAGUAACUUUGACUGAUGCCGCUUCACACUGGUUCAAAAUGCAACAGUUGAAUGGUUCUUUCUCGGAAAAUGAUUUACACUAGGUAUAUUUAGAUUAUGAGGCUGAAACAACCACAUUGAACGUGUAUUUUAAGGAAAACCUUUGACUUUAGGUGAAUGUUUGUUGUAGGGCAUGAUUGAGUGAUUUUAGUGAUUCAUUCUGUUACAUUUUUAAUAUGUAUUCUUAUGCUUAAAAAGAGAAGUGAUAUUCCUAUGUAAUUUUUUUCUGUUUUCUUGUGGUUUUAUACAUUUUGUACAGAUCUGUUCUUGUCUCGUCUGCUCUGUGUAACAUUGCAAAAGUAUGUUUUCACUUAUUCCUAACUACAAAAAGUAUGCAUAAUUUUUUUGCACAUUAGUGUGCUGUCUAAUGUUCUAUCUUUAAUGUAUUUAAUGAAGAACAAUAAUAUACAAUUAUUGUAGAAUAUUCUGUCUUGCAAUGUGAUCAUGCAGUACAUUCAUUCCAGACAUUUCUUUAAAAUGUUUACAGUAGUUUUUCUUUUAAGAAAGCCCGAUGCAAUUCAACAGGCUUGUUGAUCAAUUAGUCUUCCCAUGGUUUAUACAUCGUUUUCAGACAUUAAUAAACUAUUUAAUGCUAUGUAUUACAUCUAUUAUUAAGGAUGUACUUUACAGUAGUAGUUUCUGAAUAAAAUAAUAUUGCCCACAUCUAACUGACAUUCUUAUGGAUGUAACUAAGGAAAGAAACAAGCCUCACACUCACCAUGUCAUUUUGGUAUUUUAAUAAUGCUUUCAUACACAUACAAUUCCAAAUCUAAAGAACUCAGCAACAACAGUAAAAGAUAGUAAAACAUGAAUAAUAGUACAUUUAUCUUUUGUAAAUAGUAUUGGUGAUAUGGUGUGUGAGUGAGUGAGUAAGGAUAUCCCACAUCUUUUGAAGGGCAUGAGGUAAUUCCUAGUCACCGCUAGGCUAUUGGACCGAUUCUCAGUCUCUCACAGGUAGUGUGAUGUUUUGGGAUCGUAGCCUCCAAGCGCAGUCCCAUUGCCAGACAGCCAUGACAAUAAACUCCCAUAUCACCUAAGUGUUGUACAGUUAGCUCCUGGGAUGCAUUGCUUUGUGAUGGGAACACAAUUGGCUCAGGAGUAGCCUCUUGUUUUGCACCAGAGUAGUGUCAUUUUCACCGCCAUGGAGACUCACGUCUUUUUAACACAUCUCAGGGGAUGGUAGAGGUAUUUUUACAUAAAAUAUAAAGGUUUUAAAAAAUAACCUGUGAACUCAACAUAACAUUUUUUUUUUUACUUUACUUUCCAAUCCCAUUUGGUAGAGAUGAAACACCGUUUAAAACUUUGAACAGAGCAAAAACAACAUUGUGACAUGCAGCAGGACAACAUGGCCUCUAAAAAUUAUACCAUCAACACCAUUUUUUAAGCCUUUGGUUCCCUACAUUUACAAUAUGUACACUUCUUAUAGCUUGUAAUGUAAAAUAGGUUUUGAUGUGAUUUCUUGGCCUUUUUAAAGUACCAACUGCAUUUGCUCUUUGUUUUCAGUAUGGUCAUAGGUGAACCAUUUGGCCAUAACCUUUUUGAUUACAUAUUGUUUCAACAAUCAGCCUGUCACUCAUAUCAGCUGCAUUCGUCAUCUGUUGUAGUUAAAAUAUCAGUCCAUAUUGAAAAAACAGUGUUGAUUUUGAAAGAAUAUGUCCAGAUGAAUGAUCUACUGUUACUGCAGUGUCCUAAUAAAAUAUUGAAUAUUGAAAAAGCAGUCAUUGAAAAGAAGGCGGUUUGUGGUGAACAACAAUGAGAGAGGUUGCCUUAAGAAUAAAUCAAUCAAUAGCA